Molecule: messenger RNA, 2637 nt
Organism: Prosopis cineraria
Lineage: Eukaryota; Viridiplantae; Streptophyta; Magnoliopsida; Fabales; Fabaceae
Source: RefSeq, a predicted model, not a curated record
AACUUUGCCUGCCGCCGGAUUGUUCGUUUCAGGCUCGUUGAGGUUUGCGAACAGUUCCAUCUCUCGUCACCAAUGGCGAGUGCGCAUUGCACCGUCUUCUCCCUUCGCCUACGUUCGAAUAACCCCAUUGCCAGACGAACCUGUCCUCUGCUAGUAGUAGUUUCUUCUGUUCCUGCUUCAAACCCUACAAAAGUCAGGCUCAGGCAUAGGAGGAAAAACCAUUUGAGACCCAAAAUUCUGAAAACGCUCACUAAAUCCCAUCCAUCCAUCGUUCCUCUUCUAACUCAAGAACCUCCCCUCUCGCGCCCACAUACCACAGAGGUAGAUGAUUUUCCUGUUGAGGUUCCCGCCGAUGGAGUCCCCUCCGAAAGUAUUGCUGUCGCUGCCGGAGAAGGUGGUGAGUUGGAAGAAUCACCAGCAUCUGAGAUGACGGGAACAUUGGAAGAAUUCAACGGUAUUUCUGGCAAGCUUUCCGCUAGGUCUAUCCUAAAAUACAGUGCCAUUUUGUUUGGGGCUUUUGUGUUACAGACUAUUUUUUCCGUUUUGAUUACGCUCGAUGAUGACUCGAAGCAGAAAGCUGGGGAUUCGAGUAUAUAUGCAAGAGAAAAGAGGAAUGCUUUGUUUGAUGGGAGUGGAAAAACCAUGCGGGUUGCUAGUGCAAGUGGUGCGAUUUAUUUGGAGGAUCAGCAUGAGAUGGAAAAGAAAAUUGAAGAAAUUAAGCUAAUGGCAAGGGAAGCUCGGAUAAUUGAAGGAGAAAAGGAGGAGAAAGGAAUUGGAUACCCUGAAAGUGAUGAUGAAAGCGCUGUUUCUGGUCAUAGACUUGGCAUUGAGAAAGAUAUUGGUGCACGCUUGUUGAAGUUGCAGGAUAGGGUGAAUUCUGGUAUGGAUAAAUCAGCAUGGUUAAAUGCUAUUAAGAAUUUGCGAACUUGCGUAAAAUCUACAGGUGGAGUGGUUAGGGACGAUAAGAAUGUGAACAAGGGAAAUGGAGCAUUAACGUUUAAGAAAAAGCUUAAAUAUAAAAGCCCUUCAACAAAGCCAAGAAAGGCUCCCAAGGUUUUUCAGGGACUAGAGACGACAAAGCAUCUAAUGCAGACUAUAGAUUCAUCGAGUAAGGACAAGGCUACAGCACAAGAUAAUAGAAGCACCGCCACCGAUCACGUACAAAUAUCAAGUGAAGACAAGCACGUAAAUCAACAAGAUGAUGAGACACAGGAAACUGAUUCUAGGCUUUCGUUGGAAGACGGAGGAAAAUUGGUAGAUGAAGAGGCCAAUACAUUGCUGAAUACUGGGAAGAAUAUGGAAGAACUGAUGGCAAGACCAAAUGUAGGAACUGGAACACAAGUUAAAAAUAAUCGAACAAGCAAUGGCGGUUUCCCGGAGGAUAGUUUUGGGAUGUCUUCAGUUGAAGUAAUACAGUCCAGAAAAUCAAAAGAUUUGAGGACACGGAACUCACUGGGUAUCGUAGAAGAAGAUCAGGAUGAUAACAAAAUUUUUGAGAAGGGUGAUGUACUGAGUGUAAAUGGCAAUCCAAAACAUGGAAUAGCUGAUAAAGUUUCUGCAGCUAACAAUGUCAAAGUUAAGCUGGCGAUCACUGAGAAUGAUAUGUGGUGGUCGAAUCUCCGUUAUGUUCUUGUCAUAAUAAUGCGAAGGGGUUCGGACAAAGAAGGACCAAGCGGACUCUAUAGCUUAAAAAUAACUUCUCAAGAAGAGGACCAGAAUGGCUAUUCCUAUAUUGUUGCUUUUGAGGAUGAUGCUGAUGCCAACAACUUUUGUUUUCUUCUAGAAUCAUUUUUUGAGGACCUGGGUGAUUUUAGUGCUGAUGCAGUUCCUAUGUCAAUACAAGUGAAAAUCUCAACUAUGCUCACCUACACAGUAAAUACAAUCUUAUACGCAUACAUAGAUUUAAAAAAAAAAAAAAGUUUUGCUAGAUUUGAAGCAAAGUUUGAAAUUGAAACUUGCAGUUUAGUGUCCAAAUACAGAAGCCUUUAUUGGGAACUUUAUUUUUUUUUUUCCUUUUUUUGGCAGGAACUUCAUCAAGCGGUAAAAUCACACGCCAAGAAAGUAUUCGUUGUAAAGAAGAGACAGCUACAGCUUUAUGCUGGGCAACCACUUUCUGAUGUUGAGAUGACCUUGUGCUCUCUAGUAGAACAACAUCAAAAUGUCCGUCCGGCUGAUUCAAAAUAGCUUUGAAUUUGGGUUCUGACGUGUUUUUUUCUCAACUUCAACCAAAUUGAAUUGCCCCCCAGGUAAUGAUUAUGAGAUGACUAGUGCUCCCUGAAUGCUACAAGGAACAUCUAGAGUGAUAAAACAGGCAGUGAUGCAGUCUUUGCCAUGCUUGUGUUGGUAAAACCAAACCGUGGCAUAUCUGUCCGAAACGUGGGAGUUGGAGUGGAAUGUGGAGGUCAAGAGUUAUUGGGGGCUUAAUUUAGGAUAAAAAUUAUUAUCUUCCUAAAUUUUUGUUGUGCAAAGUAAGUUGAUAGAAGGCUCCAGUUUAAGAAGCUCUAGCAAUCAUCUUGGGAACGUAGUUGACAGAAAGUUCCAUUCUUUCUGCCCGUGUUGAAGCGAGUGCGACAGACAGUCAAUAUUUUUGGCUAUUUUUUUCUUCUUUUUAUUUGGAACCAUAUUGAUUCAUUUUAA